Molecule: messenger RNA, 2112 nt
Organism: Amaranthus tricolor (Joseph's coat)
Lineage: Eukaryota; Viridiplantae; Streptophyta; Magnoliopsida; Caryophyllales; Amaranthaceae
Exons: 6
Coding region: 1-2112 (703 amino acids)
Source: RefSeq, a predicted model, not a curated record
AUGGCUAGCAUUGGUACUUCUUUGAAAAGGAAGAGAAAUUGGGACUGUAUUCGGUUCAUAAUUACUAUGAUUAAUUGUGUUGUGUUGCUACAUUUGAUGUUGUACUCGAUGAGAAAAACUAUAUAUGAUUUCCAUUAUCUUAAGCUUGAUAAAAAAACUAGGAGAAAAAUGAGAUUACACAACUUGAAUAGAAUGAUUAGAGAAAGUGACACUUUGUGUAGGAACUAUAUUCGUAUAAAUCGAUACACAUUUGAUGUGCUUUUAGAGAUGGUUAGAGAUAUUGGUGGAUUAAAUGAAACAAAAAACACAUGUUUGGAAGAGAUGGUUGCGGGUUUCUUAUACACAUUAGCUCACCAUAAGAAAAAUAGAAUGAUGGGUGCACAUUUUUAUAGAAGUGGUGAAACUAUUAGUAGACAAUUUCAUGCUUGUUUGUUAACAAUCUUAAAGUUACAUGCUAUUCUUCUUAAGAAACCAACACCAAUACAAGAGGAUUGCAACGAUGAAAGAUGGAAAUAUUUCAAGAACUCAUUAGGUGCCCUUGAUGGUACAAUGAUUCUAGUGAAUGUUCCUUGUGAAGAUCGAUCCAAAUAUCGGACUAGAAAAGGUACCCUUGCUAUGAAUGUAUUAGGAGUAUGUUCACCCGAGAUGGAAUUUAUAUAUGUCUUACCUGGUUGGGAGGGAUCGACACACGAUGGUCGGAUUCUUCGAGAUGCUAUUUCUAGGCCUAAUGGGUUAAAAGUUCCAAAAGGUUGUUAUUAUCUAUGUGAUGGAGGAUAUACUAAUGGAGAAGGAUUCCUUGCACCAUAUAGAGGGCAUCUUUAUCAUCUUAGAGAAUGGAAUAAUGGCCCCCAACAACCUCAAACCGCCGAAGAAUAUUUUAACUUAAGGCAUGCAAAAGUUAGAAAUGUGAUUGAGAGAUGCUUUGGGUUACUCAAGGGAAGAUGGGGGAUUCUUAGAAGUCCUUCUUGGUUUAGUUUACAAACACAUGGUCGAAUUGUACUUGCUUGUGCCUUAUUACAUAAUUUGGUAAAGAGAUACAUGCUUGCAGAAUUUGAUGAUAAGGACUUGUUUGAGGAAAAUGAUAGUGAUGAUAAUGAUGACUUGUAUGUUUAUUUCAUGCUUGAUUUUUUUUUUACUUAUAUUGGACUUGAGGAAAAUUUCCUUUGUUUACUUAGGAUGGAUGAAAGUAGUGUAAGUGGAGGUGGAAGGGGAAAAAACAAACGAUUUUGGACUGCUCAAGAAGAUAAAGUUCUUGUGGAAGCAUUGUCAGAGCUAGCUAUUGAUCCUCACUGGAGGUGUGAUAAUGGAUUCAGAAGCGACUACAUGGUUUGCUUAGAGGAGGUCAUAGGUAAGGCUCUUCCUGGUUGUGGUUUGAAGGCUCUGCCACACAUUGAUUCUCAACUUAAGACACUUGGAGCCAAGUUUAGGGCUAUUUCUCAAAUGUUAAAUACAAGUGGAUUCGUUUGGGAUGAUGAAAAAAAAAUGGUUUCUGUGUACCGGGCUGUUUAUGACGAGUUUUGCAAGAAUCAUCCGAAUUGCAAAAACUUGUUUGGAGUUUCAUUUCCGCACUUUCAUGAACUCAUGAAUGUUUAUGGCAAGGAUUAUGCUACUGGAAAACCAGCUGAAGAUUAUGUUGAAGCAAUCAAGAAUUUGCAAAAUGUUGCCCCUCCACAGGUUACACUUGAUUCAAGUGAUGAUGAGGGAGUUGCUGCUAGUGGUAAUGCCACUCAAACUGUUACUUCUCCUCCUGCAAAAAAGAUGAAGACUGAAAAAACUUCUAAAAGAAGUAAGAGAGGAAAUGGUGGUGAAGGUAGUUCUAAUGAAUUGGCUAGCUUACAAGCAUUCAUGAAAGACAUGAAUGUUCAUCUUUCCACUAUGGCAAAUGUGAUGGCACGCACUGAUGAUCGUGAGCAAAAAAUAGUUGAAAAGACUGAGCAAGUGUUAGAGGAACUACUCUCUUUCAAUUUAGAAGGUGUAACUCCUAACCAAGUUUUUGAAGUGGCUAACAUUCUAACCGCACAACCAAACAAGCUUCUGAUAUUUUCAAAGUGUCCCGACGCUUUGAAAAGUGCUUAUGUUAAGAGUCUUCUUGGAGGAAAUAGUAAUGCUUAG